AUGCUGCGGCUGGUGUCGCUGAAGUUGGGGCGGCUGUACCGCUACGUGAAGCUGGCGGUGCUGGGCAGCCUGGCGGCGGCGCUGGUGCUGAACACGCACUCGCUGCUGGCCUCGCUGCAGCGCAACGAGCUGUCGGAGCGGCGCUUCCUGCAGCUCAAUAAGUGCCCGGCCUGCUGGGGCACCAGCUGGUGCCGCAAGUUCCUCAACGGGCAGCUGCGGCUGGAGAGCUGGGGCCGCCUGCGCCUGCUGGACUUCUUCAACGUGAAGAACGUGUACUUCGCGCGGUACGGGGAGCCCCGCGAGGGCUCGCGCCGCGUCGUGCUGAAGCGCCUGGGCUCGGCACAGGAGCUCGCCGACAUCGACACCAAGAUCUGCCGCCGCGCCACCGGCAGGGGCCGCUGCGACCUGCUGCAGGCGCUGCCCGCCACCGAGUUCGCCAGCCUGAACGGCGACGUGCGGCUGCUCACCCCCGGCGCCGUGGAGGGCUGGUCCGACCUGGUGCACUGCCCCUCGCAGCGCCUGCUCGACCGCCUGGUGCGCCGCUACGCCGAGACCAAGGACUCGGGCAGCUUCCUGCUGCGCAACCUGAAGGACUCGGAGCGCAUGCAGCUCCUCAUCACCCUCGCCUUCAACCCCGAGCCGCUGGUGCUGCAGAGUUUUCCAUCUGACGAGGGUUGGCCAUUUGCAAAGUACUUGGGAGCAUGUGGAAGAAUGGUGGCUGUCAACUACGUGGGAGAAGAGCUGUGGAGUUACUUCAAUGCGCCGUGGGAGAAACGAGUGGAUCUGGCCUGGCAAUUAAUGGAAAUAGCUGAGCAGCUGACAAAUAAUGACUUUGAAUUUGCACUCUACCUCCUCGAUGUCAGCUUCGACAACUUUGCCGUGGGACCAAGAGAUGGGAAAGUUAUCAUUGUAGAUGCAGAAAACGUUCUGGUAGCAGACAAAAGGUUGAUCAGGCAGAAUAAACCUGAGAACUGGGACGUGUGGUACGAAAGCAAGUUUGAUGACUGUGAUAAAGAAGCUUGUCUGUCCUUCUCUAAAGAGAUUCUUUGUGCCCGUGUCACUGUGGACCACAACUAUUAUGCCAUUUGUCAGAACCUUUUGUCCAGACAUGCCACGUGGCGGGGCACCUCCGGGGGGCUCCUGCACGACCCCCCGGCUGAGAUCGCCAAAGACGGGCGCCUGGAGGCCCUGCUGGAUGAGUGUGCCAACCCAAAGAAGAGAUACGGCCGAUUCCAAGCCGCCAAGGAACUCCGGGAAUACCUUGCACAGCUCAGUAACAACGUGAGGUAGUCCACAGUGAAAUUCUUCUGCAACGCUGGCUAAAACACUAUUGCAAAGACACGUAGAAAACGGAAGUUUUGGACUCCUGUGUUAAAAGGAGAGAAUAAAAACCCUAGUUCAUCGGUUUUCUAAAUACUGUAAAAAUAGAAUUUUAUGGUGUUAUAAUGUUCCUUUGCAAACAAACAAGGUACUUACUGAAUUAAAACUUGAGCUACUAUUGACUGUCCUCCCUAACUGUUUAAAAGGGAAUAGGUCACAAAAGACUGUGAUGGCUUCAUUGACAGCUUGUGUGUCAAAGGGUACUUUACAUAAAACUGCAUUAGUGUCACAGUUUUGUGAAACUGAUGUUCUUACUUGGAAGGUCAAGUUAGACUGGUGGCCUGUUUUAAAGGCCUUUUUCCUGACGUCAUUGUCUCAUUUUCGUGUUUGUUUAAACACCUUCAAGUGGCAUUUACAUCCAGGUAAAUCUAGCUGUCUGCAUUGUUUCAAACUGAACAGGCUUUCAUGUUAAUGCUGUGCAGAACAUUUCUACUGUGAGUGCAGGAUUCCCGAGUUUACUGUCUGAUUUUAGGGGGUUUUACACUGUAUUUUACUAUGCUUAGACAUUGUGGUUUGUUUUUUUAAGAUCAUCAUAAGCUCAAACCUCGCUUGAAGUAACAUUCAUUUAAUGUCUCCUGUGGUUCUGCCAUUGGAAAUAUCACUUAAUGUAACUAUUGUACAAAACUUACCCUUUGUGCCAGUAUAUACACUUGGCUCUUAAACACGAAAUUGUGCUAUGAGAACUCUUAUUUUUAACAGAGAUAAUUUGAAAAUUGGAAAGACACUACAAUAAAAAGAUCUGUGUUAAUUCAAGUUGGGGAUAGAAGAUUGACUAAAAUAAAAAAUCACUAGUCUGGUGUAGUUUAAGUAUAAGCCAAAGAAAAUGGUUUUGUUUAUUAGUUUUUGAACACAUAGUAAAGAAUGCUAUACCGUAGUGAAGCUAAUAAUUUUCAAAAUUCAGAUUUUUGAUGGUUACUUUCUGAAGAACUUCUAAAACUUAUGUGUACUUAUGCUAGCAAAAACCCUAAUUUGAAUAAUAAUGUCAAGCAAGUUAGAAGUUUAUUUUACAUCCUUCCCAACUGUGUUAAAUGGAAUUUUCUGAAGGUUUACCAGUAAGCUGUACUCACUCUAGGUACCUUUUCUUGAACUAAGUUUGACUAUUCCCAGUACAUUUGAAAUUGACUUGUUGAGGUUUGUGUAAAUAUGGAGUUGUUCUCAUAAAUCACAGUUUUUAUAAAAGUCUCAGUUACUGCUACAAGAACUCACUUGAAAGCUUGCUCCUCAGUUUUUUGUUUUUGUUUUUUAACAACUACUAUGCUUCAUUUUCCUGAAAUCUUGUUCAUACAAAGAUACUCUUAGGAAAUGUGUGCAUAUUACUUCUAGUAACAGUAAUGAAGGGGACUAAUAUUUCUUAAAUGCAUCUAUGAAACACUAUUUUGUACAAGCUAAACUUAAUUCUGAGUAAGGUAACGUGCGCUACAUCCAAGAGCAGAGCUCCUCUGCCUCCUGUACUACAUCGAAGCCUGAUGGAAAUGGUUCUGCAAGUGAGGAGAAUGGCAAAUUCAUUGACUUGCCCUCCUUUCUCAAAGCUCAGAGUGGAGCCACGCACAGAUGCAGAGUGCUCUUUGAUUUCUUAGGUCACUGUAUUUUGAGGACACAGCUGAAUGGUGAACAUGGUGGUGCUGCUGAGUUACUGGUUGGACUUGAGGAUCUUAAAGGUCUUUUUCAACUUAAAGAUUCCAUGAUUAAGGAUAUUUUAGAAUUGGAAAUUCUCAUUCUUAUGUCAUCAUUGCCUCUGUAGUCUUAAUUUGUUCCCAGCCCCUUGUCUUGUUUUCUGAAGUUAGAACGCCCAGUGCAGCUUUUAAUUUUAAUUUCUGCCCUCAUCUGAACAGUCUUAUGUGCUUGUUCUGGCACAAGCCAUUGGAGAAUGUUCAUGUUACUUUUCUUCAUAAAAUCCACUUAUUUGAAGAAAAUAGACUAACCCUCAGACUAGGUACUACCACUCUACCAUAAAAGCCUUGCCUUACCACUACAGUUGAUUUUUAAACAUCUACCACAUUUCCCAAAGAGAGAGUGGAAUACGAUUGUUAAAGUUGUGAAAGAAACAAACACUGCCAGUUUUGGUUACUACUUGAGACAGUUCUGUAACUGUCAGAAUGUUCUCUUAGAUUUUGUUUGGGGUUUAGUCCCUCCAGAAACAAGUUACUAAAGCCACUUGUAAAAGGAACUUGGAAGUUAAAGGAAAAUAAACCCCAAAACCCCCAACUACAACAAACACACUACAGGGAAAACAUUGUGGAGAGCAAUAAAUCUUGUUCCAUUUGCACCUGUCAGAUAUUUAUUGUACAAUAACAAUUUAUAUUUUUAGUCAUUGCCCAUUAUUAUUGAUGAACAUGGUGAAAUAUUUUUGAAUGAAAUGUUUGGGAUUUGUAUGUGCAUUAAAAUUGUCCUUUUGUACUGUAAGUCACUGUUUGUUUGGAAUAUUUUAUCAAAACUGUCUCCCUGUGCCUUUAUAUUACAAGAAAGUUGUUUCUGCAACUUCUAAUGAUAUUAAUAAAGAAUACUUUAAGAACCUC
Hirundo rustica (Barn swallow) is the source of this 3896-nucleotide messenger RNA. RefSeq names its product divergent protein kinase domain 2A (gene DIPK2A). Gene Ontology annotation, cellular component: COPI vesicle coat. Gene Ontology annotation, biological process: regulation of phosphatidylinositol 3-kinase/protein kinase B signal transduction; cardiac muscle cell proliferation. The transcript has 3 exons. The record is from RefSeq and is a predicted model, not a curated record. The coding region runs from base 1 to 1290 and encodes 429 amino acids. NCBI's taxonomy places the organism in Eukaryota, Metazoa, Chordata, Aves, Passeriformes, Hirundinidae.